Striga asiatica is the source of this 1215-nucleotide messenger RNA. NCBI's taxonomy places the organism in Eukaryota, Viridiplantae, Streptophyta, Magnoliopsida, Lamiales, Orobanchaceae. The record is from the annotation of a GenBank genome assembly.
GACGUUUUAGUAUUAUUAGCUCGGCAAUUCAUUUGGGCUGUGCUCUCAACUUGCUUCAAAUCGUCGAGCCCACAAGCGCAUGCGCGCAUAUUCCAGAAUCCGCCCAUUACAUUUAACUAAUUGCAUUUGCCCACCAUAUCCCUCUUCAUAUAUCAAUUUUAGAUCCCACGAAGCGAGUCAACACAGCCGACCAAGCGAGUCAACCCAAUAAAAAACCCUACCAACAAAAUGCAGCACCCGUCGCCGGACUCCGACCUUCCGCCUCUCGCCGCCAUCAAAGUCCGCGCCUCAUCGCCGCGAUUCCCCCCUCCUACCACCCCUCUCUCCACCGAUACACCCACCGCCAACGCCCAGCGCAAGAUCGGCAUCGCCGUCGACCUCAGCGACGAAUCGGCCUUCGCCGUCAAGUGGGCCGUCCGAAACUACCUCCGCCCCGGUGACGCUGUUAUUCUGGUCCACGUACGCCCGACCUCCGUCCUCUACGGCGCCGAUUGGGGAUGCGUCGACCCCUCCAUAGUCGACUCAGGCAGCGAGGAGUCCCAGCGGAAGCUCGAGGACGAUUUCGACACCUUCACCUCCACCAAGGCGGCCGAUCUGUCUCAGCCGCUCGUGGAGGCGCAGAUCCCCUUCAAAAUCCAUAUCGUCAAGGACCACGACAUGAAGGAGAGGCUCUGUUUGGAGGUGGAAAGGUUAGGGUUGAGCACUGUUAUAAUGGGUAGCAGGGGAUUUGGGGCGACGAAGAGAGAUAGCGACGGGCGGCUUGGGAGUGUGAGUGAUUAUUGCGUGAGGCAUUGUGUUUGUCCUGUUGUUGUGGUGAGGUAUCCCGACGAAAAAGACUUCACCGGAGUUAGUGGCCAGCCGGUGGUGUCUGUGGCUUCAACUGCCAUGGAUGAGGAGGAACCAGAGUAUCAUGAUACCAUGGAUAAGGGGAUUACUUAUUAUCUUCAUGGAGAGCUUGUUGCUUUCAUUUAUGUUCUUGAUUUUUGGAGAUUCCUAAUCAACCCUUGGUCUCGGUGCACCAUCUUACAUCUGCAGCAUGUUGAGGAUAUGGUUUGCGAGCAGUAGUUUAGGGGAAGUAAAUCCGAUUUUCCUUUGUACCUGGAGCUAUAUCAUGUAUAUGGACCGUAUUUUGCUUUCAUUUCAUGUGUUUAUCCUGUGUUUGCGCUUUGUAACGCUUUAUUACUUGUAUGGUAAAUGGAUUUUAAUUUGCAUACA